CGCAGUUAAGCAACUAUCUUCAAAAUCAAAGCAAGGAAACCGUGAGUUUGUCAAUGAAAUAGGCAUGAUUUCUGGUUUACAACAUCCGAAUCUUGUUAGAUUGUUUGGAUGCUGCAUUGAAGCAAAUCAACUACUGUUGGUAUAUGAAUACAUGGAAAACAAUAGCCUUGCACGUGCUUUGUUUGGUCCAGAGGAAGGUCCAUUAAAAUUGGACUGGCCUACAAGGCAGAAAAUAUGCUUGGGCAUAGCAAGAGGUUUGGCUUUUUUGCAUGAGGAAUCUGCACUGAAGGUUGUGCAUAGAGACAUCAAAACUACGAAUAUAUUACUGGACCAUGACCUUAGUCCUAAGAUCUCAGACUUUGGUUUGGCCAAGCUUGAUGAAGAGGAGAACACACACAUUAGCACCAGAGUUGCUGGAACUAUAGGAUACAUGGCGCCUGAAUAUGCACUAUGGGGUUAUUUAACCUACAAAGCAGAUGUCUACAGCUUUGGUGUUGUUGCAUUGGAAAUUGUUGCUGGAAAGAACAACAUGAAAUAUCGACCAAAUGAGAAUUUUGUAUGCCUUGUGGAUUGG
Molecule: messenger RNA, 574 nt
Organism: Prunus mume (Japanese apricot)
Lineage: Eukaryota; Viridiplantae; Streptophyta; Magnoliopsida; Rosales; Rosaceae
Source: RefSeq, a predicted model, not a curated record